GUCCGCCAUAAAUAUGCUUUGAUAGAAUCUUUACGCCCUAUGUGGCAUAUGUACUCUUCCUUUAAAGCCAUAGCCGGAUAAAUCAAAACAAUGAACGACCGGAACACAUCCCUCGUUUGCAGUCUAGAGCAUCUAACGCGUGACGAUGUAGCCUCAGUCGGGGGAAAGAACUCGUCGCUUGGCGAGAUGAUCAGGUCCCUGAGUAACCAGGGUAUUGCGGUGCCACCUGGAUUUGCCACGACCUCGUACGCAUACCGGGAAUAUGUCAAAAGCAAUGGCAUCCAGGAGAAACUGCCCGAGAUGAUCGCGGACUGGCAAUCUGGCAAGGCUACUCUCGCCGAAACCGGGCAUGCAGUGCGCGCAUUGUUCCUUCGCGGCACCUGGCCGGUUGAUUUGGCCUACGCAAUUAUCCAUGCCUAUCACCAGCUUUCAGCAAGCGUCGGGUCGAAAGAUGCGAGCGUCGCUGUUCGCUCUAGUGCAACGGCAGAGGAUUUGCCGGAUGCAAGCUUUGCCGGUCAACAGGAAUCCUAUCUCAAUGUCACGGGUGAACAGGGACUCUUGAACGCCUGUCGGCGUUGUUAUGCCUCUAUCUUCACGGAUCGUGCCAUUACCUAUCGCCAGGCGAAAGGGUUCGAUCACCUGAAAAUUGCGCUCUCCAUUGGGGUUCAGCAGAUGGUUCGCUCUGAUACCGGCGGUGCGGGUGUUAUGUUUUCCAUUGACACUGAAACGGGGUUUGAUAAGAUCGUGCUCAUAAACGCGGCCUGGGGUCUGGGUGAGAACGUUGUCCAGGGCACCGUCAAUCCCGAUGAGUAUCAGGUUUUCAAGCCGCUUUUGGAUGAUGCCCAUCUGGUUCCGAUCAUCGAAAAGAAGCGCGGCGAGAAGGGCAUGAAGAUGAUCUACGGGGAUGACCAGAUGCCAACCCGCAAUGUGCCGACCUCGAAGGCUGAACGGUUCGCAUUCGUGCUCAGCGACACGGAGAUACGACAGCUUGCUUGCUGGGCAUGCAUCAUUGAAAAGCACUACGGAUGUCCCAUGGACAUGGAGUGGGCUAAGGAUGGCAUCUCGGGGAAAUUGUUCAUCGUCCAAGCACGUCCGGAGACAGUACAAUCGCGCCGUGAAAGCACUGCCGUCUUCAAGACGUACAAAGUUCACAACAAGGGACGUGUUCUUACCACUGGCCUUGCAGUGGGGGAUGCUGCUGUGUCUGGCCGCCUCUGCCUCAUCGCAGAUGCCCAAGAUAUCGAACAAUUUAUCGACGGCUCCAUCUUGGUAACCAAAGCGACCGAUCCUGACUGGGUACCGAUUAUGAAACGUGCUGCAGCCAUCAUCACCGACCACGGCGGGCGCACUUCCCAUGCUGCUAUCGUCAGCCGUGAGCUCGGUCUUCCAGGCGUAGUUGGCACUGGUAACGCCACCUAUGUGCUCCACACUGGCCAGGAUGUGACGGUUUCCUGCGCCGAGGGCGACGCCGGCUUUGUCUACAAUGGAAUUUCAGACAUCACUACACAGACAGUCGACCUGGCAGGACUUCCACCUGCGCAGACAGAUAUUAUGAUUAAUCUUGCCAACCCCGCCGCUUCCUACCGCUGGUGGCGGCUGCCGGCUGACGGUAUUGGUCUGGCGCGCAUGGAAUUUGUCGUAGCCAAUGCCAUCCAGGUGCAUCCGAUGGCGCUGGUCCGCUUUGACCAUCUAAAGGAUGUACAGGCCAAGGAGAAAAUCUCGGAUCUAACAGCUGGAUACGACCACAAGCCGAAUUACUUUGUUGACAAGCUCUCGCAUGGGCUUGCGGCACUGUGUGCCGCUGUGUAUCCCAAGCCAGCCAUUAUCCGCAUGAGCGACUUCAAGACGAAUGAAUAUGCGCGCUUGAUCGGCGGUGCCGAGUUCGAACCAACGGAGGAGAACCCGAUGAUCGGUUUCCGCGGUGCGUCGCGCUACUACUCGCCGCACUACAAAGAAGGGUUUGCGCUUGAAUGCCGCGCAAUCCAGGUCCUGCGGGAGAGGAUGGGAUUCACCAACGCGGUGGUAAUGAUCCCCUUCUGUCGAUCGAUCCGAGAGGCCGAAAAGGUGCUGCGCGUCAUGGCCCAGAAUGGCCUCCGGCGUGGCGAGCACGGGCUUCAGGUGUACAUGAUGUGUGAGAUACCGUCGAACGUCAUUCUGGCGGCCGAGUUCGCCGAGCACUUUGAUGGGUUCUCCAUUGGCUCGAAUGAUCUGACACAACUGACCUUGGGCGUGGACCGCGACUCUGGUGAGCUGUCAGAUCUGUUCGAUGAGCAGGAUGCGGCUGUCAAGUGGAUGAUCGCCCGCGUGAUUUCCGAGGCUCGGAAGGCCGGCUGCAAGAUUGGCCUCUGCGGUCAGGCGCCGAGCAACCAUCCGGAGUUUGCGAGGUUUCUCGUGGAGGCUGGUAUCAGUUCCAUCUCUGUGAGCCCUGACAGUUUUGUUGCCGUCAAGAAACAUGUUAUCGCUGCCGAGCAGGCGGAGUCUUCCGAGCUUAAAGGGUGGGAAAAGUAUGAUCUUGGAUAGGCGCGUAGUCCCUCUUUCUACUUCGGAAAGCAGACAUUCCAAUAUUGGAGCUAGCUCACCUAGCCCAGCAAUGGUACUCUACUGAACAUAGCGGGCUUCUCUAACCAUUCGUUGAGCCUGAGUCAAACGUUGCGAUUGCAGUACAAAGGACAUGCAAUACUGUAUUGUUUUCUUACAUACUGACGUGGUACUAAUACAAGAAUGCU
Aspergillus wentii DTO 134E9 is the source of this 2726-nucleotide messenger RNA. RefSeq names its product phosphoenolpyruvate synthase. Gene Ontology annotation, biological process: phosphorylation; pyruvate metabolic process. The transcript has a single exon. The record is from RefSeq and is a predicted model, not a curated record. Bases 91 to 2520 code for a protein of 809 amino acids. Lineage: Eukaryota; Fungi; Ascomycota; Eurotiomycetes; Eurotiales; Aspergillaceae. Gene Ontology annotation, molecular function: ATP binding; pyruvate, water dikinase activity.